Molecule: messenger RNA, 1452 nt
Organism: Balaenoptera musculus (blue whale)
Lineage: Eukaryota; Metazoa; Chordata; Mammalia; Artiodactyla; Balaenopteridae
Product: fibroblast growth factor 11-like
Exons: 5
Coding region: 646-1272 (208 amino acids)
Biological process (GO): positive regulation of gene expression; regulation of cell migration; positive regulation of protein phosphorylation
Cellular component (GO): cytoplasm
Molecular function (GO): growth factor activity; fibroblast growth factor receptor binding
Source: RefSeq, a predicted model, not a curated record
CCGCCGCUGCCGCCGCUCCGCUUGGUCCAGCCGCCAGGCCCAGUGCUCACUUCGCCAGACCAGGGCGCUCUGCGGAGACACCCUCACUCCUUCCUGGGGUCCGGGACGCCUAGCCGGGCGUGGGGGGAAGCUCCGCUUGCGGGGUACAGGGAGGGAGGAGCCUGGAACCAGAGCCAGCGCCAGCCGUCCCCGGAUCGACAAGACAGGACAGGUUGAGGGGCGUCGGGGAAGGAAGAGGGGGUGCUAUAGGCAGUCCCGGGGAGGACAAGGAAGCCCUGUCGCAGAAAGCUCUGAUGCGCUCUGACUUAUAGCGGGUCUGUUCACAUUUGGGGACCCGUGACAACGUGGGUGCACUCCUCUCUCGGGGGGCUGGUUGGAUUGGAGGGUGUGGGAUCUAAGCAGCACCAGCUGUCCCCGAGGAAAUUAGGGGCUGCCAGAAAAAAACAAAAAAGCCAAAAACCUAUGCUCCUUAUUCCGAGGUGACAGAGGGCCCUCCAGACAACCACCUGGUGUAACCACUAGGAAGGGCGGAUUUGGAGGUGACUUCAAAAGGAGUGGAGGGUAACAAGCUACCUCGCCAGUCCGCCCCUCUGUGCGCCCUCCUCCCGUGACCUGCACUUCAAGAAGGGAGCUGGGCACUCCCCCAUGACCGCCUACGCGACUCCGAAAUCGGGUCCCACGGGCUCAGGGGACCCUCUGCCGCGAGCAACUCAGACACACUACACGGCUGGAUACCCGCACGGAGACUGGGGGUCGUACCAUUUACGAGGGGAGCCUCAGCUCAAAGGCAUCGUCACCAAACUGUUCUGCUGCCAGGGUUUCUACCUCCAGGCGAAUCCCGACGGGAGUAUCCAGGGCACCCCAGAGGACACCAGCUCUUUCACCCACUUCAACCUGAUCCCUGUGGGGCUCCGUGUAGUCACCAUCCAGAGUGCCAAGCUGGGUCACUACAUGGCCAUGAACGCUGAGGGGCUGCUCUACAGCUCGGCCCCCAGAAGUCUAGUUCCUGGCCCUCGGGGGCCACCAGACUCUUCCUCAUCCUCCCUUUCUCCCAGUUCCUGCGUGGGCUCAGAAGUUGGCUCUCCCAGUCUCAAACGUAUGGAUUAUAUCCUGCCUUGUUCUUCCCAGGGCUCCCUUCUGUUCAGUGAUGUGUCUUUUUGUCUUUCUGUCUGUGUGUGCCUUUCUGGGUCUUUGUCUCCUCAGCCACGUUUCAGACCCCCAGGGAAGAGGUGGACCACAUGGGACGGUAUUGACCUUGACAUGGACAUUUAGUGACACACAGCUAAGGGGCUAUAAGUGUUUUAAGAGGACACAUGCUAUGACAGGUCAAGCCAGGAAGGCUCUGGCCUUUGGAGGUUUGGGAAGCUCUCCUUCUGUGGGUUCCCAGAGGAGGAUUGUAGGGGAAGGGAGCCCUUUCAGAGCUCUCUUGGUGCCUAACUCUCCUUCCUGCUC